GCCUCAUCACCGUGGGUUCAGCCAAUCAAAAUGAAGAAGACAUUCCCGUCAAUCCAUUUCCCGCCAUUUUGAAGUUCGAGAGUGAUACCGCACUGUGGUAGAAAAUAACUUGGAUUAUUGAUGGAGAAGUAGAACAAUUUGACUCCAGCCAGGCCAAACGGGAAUUGAGCAAUCAUGAGUAAAAGACAAGCUCCAGACAGUGACCAGCAUGGGCGAAACGGUAAACUGAGGAAGAGGGGACAGAAUCUUCCCUCAGCAGAUGAAAACGUAGAAAUCAUUGAUGUCGAAGAUGGAGAAGAAGAAGAAGACUGGUUUAACAUGACGAUGUCCAAACAUACCCAUACAUGGCAAGAUGACAGCCAGUCCAGUAGACUCAGGACCUACAGUGCUCGAAGUGCCCGCGCUGAGCGCAGGAAAAACAUACAGGAUCAGCAGAAUGAACUGAUCGGUGAUGAAGAACUGUUUGAUACCCAGCUUCAGAAAGCCUUGGCCCUGAGUAAGCAGGAGGCUGAGAAGAGCACCUUCCAACAACAGGCGGAGGAGGAGGAACUUCAGAAAAUACUGGAGCGGUCCAGAGUGGAGAUAGGUACACCUGUCAGAGCUGCGCAGGUGGAGACAGCUGAAGAUGUAUUUCUCAGCCCAGGUGCAUCUCUCAGCCCAGGUACACCUUUCAGCCCAGGUACACCUCUCAGCCCAGGCCAGAUGAAAGCAGGUACAUCUGUUAAACCAGCACAGGUGAAGACAGGUGCACCCGUCAAAGGUCCACCUGUGAAACUAUCCCAGUUAGAGACAGCUGCAGGUGCAACUGUGAGAGCAACCAAUGUAAAGACAGUUGCACCUGCAAAACCAGCCCAGGUGAAGACAGUUGCACCUGUGCAACUAGCCCAGGUGGAGACAGCUUCAAAUGCACCUGCCAGAGUAACCCAGGUGGAGACAGGUUCACCUGUGAGAGGAACCCAGGUGGAAGAAACAGAUGCACCUGUGAAACAAACCAAGCCGAAGACAAACGGACCAGCGUGUAAGAAAAAAGCCACUGUGGAGACAGCGGAAAGUGCACCUGUCAGACGUGAGAAAAAAGUGGACACAGGUGCAGCUGUCAGACGAGCAGAGCUGGAGAAUGGUGCACCUGCCAAGCCAUCCCAACCGUCGAAGGCAGGCGCAGGCUUAAGCCCCAGGUGCAACUCUCACGGACACGUGGAGGCACACAGGACAACUAAACAACUGCAGGGAAAAGCAGAGGAGGAAAAAGUGAAGAAACAUCAAACCAAGGUGAAAAGAAGAAGACAAAUUUCUCUGGAUUAUAUGGAAAGUGGCACUGGGGAAAGGUGGAUAAAGAAGAGACGGGUUGUUUAUCACCAUGGUAAUUUUGUGAGAAGACCAGGAGUUGACACAGCCAAACAGACGAAGUACAUCAUCAAGUGCCUGGAGAACUACAGACUGAGACUGUACCAGGCGCAGAGACAGCAGCUCUCCAAACUGGACUGGGGAAAACCUUUGGAAGCUGAGGAUGACACAAAACCAAGAAGCAGGAGAAGGAAGGGAACUUGGACUGCAGUUUCUCAAGAAGACGAUGCCGACAAUUCCCAGCCUGCUGACCAAGACACACAAAAUGGAGCUCUGGCCACACUUGACAAAGACAACAAAGAUGGAACUAUAGAUCUUGACACCUUUGAGUUUGAUAAUGACACCCAAAAUGGAACUGACCAUGCAGUAAGAAACGGUACUGAAGCAGGAUCCACUUCAAAUAGCAGAACAGAACCCAGCAGGAAUGAGCGAGUGAUGCAGUCUUGUUUCAUCUGUGGCAAGGAGGUACCUGAAGAUGAACUCCAAGAACACAUCAACAAUGAACUUGACAACAGCUCAUGAGGACAGCGUCAAGAAUCAAAACUUACCAAAACUGCUGCCUGUAUACCUGAAGCAAAUAUAUCCUUGCCAAACAGCCAGAAGUAUUUGUUCUUCUGGCCUCAUUGUUUUAAUUACUAGUAGGUAAACAGCCAAUCACGUAGCCUCAUGAGGGUAAUCUGCAAUCUGAUUGGUUGGUG
Branchiostoma belcheri (Belcher's lancelet) is the source of this 2042-nucleotide messenger RNA. RefSeq lists its product as uncharacterized. The coding region runs from base 175 to 1866 and encodes 563 amino acids. Gene Ontology annotation, biological process: double-strand break repair; positive regulation of DNA repair. NCBI's taxonomy places the organism in Eukaryota, Metazoa, Chordata, Leptocardii, Amphioxiformes, Branchiostomatidae. The record is from RefSeq and is a predicted model, not a curated record. Gene Ontology annotation, molecular function: histone binding; K63-linked polyubiquitin modification-dependent protein binding. The transcript has 10 exons. Gene Ontology annotation, cellular component: BRCA1-A complex.